AUGAACCUCGCGCCCGGCGGAACACCACUCAUCCCAAUCUCGAAAAUGGCAUCCCGACCACACCUCAUGCCGCCUCACAAUGAGACCGAGCAUUCAGUCAGCAGGAUCACUCGGGAGGGCAAACAACUCACAUACAAAUUGAGCGUGAUGCAACAACCAGAGCGGGCAAGGGCAUGUGGCGCUGGAGCAAAGUCCUCGGCCGAUCGCCGUCCCGUUGACCCUCCGCCUGUCGUCGAACUCCGGAUAUUCGAAUCGGACCCCGCCAACGAUGCCCAGAAGACAGAUAUCACAUUCGCCUACAACGCCAACUUCUUCCUGUACGCAACUCUCGACACUGCACGCCCUAUCGCCCAUGGACGGGUGGCUGGUCCACCGUCGUGCCCUGUGUUGACUGGUGUGCCGGUCGCCGGAGUCGCGUACCUCGAUCGUCCAUCGCAGGCCGGAUACUUCAUUUUCCCGGAUCUCUCGGUGCGCCACGAAGGCCGAUAUCGUUUGAAUUUCCACCUAUAUGAAGAGAUUAAGGAGGCCAAGGACGCCGACAAGGACUCGACUUUACCUCUGCCUAACCAGGUCAACGGUGCCAAUGCGAACCCCGGCAAGCCUCAAGCAUACCUGCACUUCCGUCUUGAGGUCAAGUCUGUCCCAUUCACCGUGUACAGUGCGAAGAAAUUCCCUGGGCUGGCCACAAGCACCUCUCUCAGCCGAAUUAUUGCGGAACAGGGUUGCCGAGUACGCAUCCGUCGUGAUGUUCGCAUGAGGCGACGGGGCGACAAGCGAGAAGAAGAUUACGAGUUUGAUGAGGAACGUGCAGCGGCAUAUGCGAGAACUUCAGACCGAUAUACGACACCCGAUAGAUAUGUGAACUCGAUUGAACGACCACGAUCAAACAGCAAUGGCAGCAACAUCGAAUCGCCCUAUGGGUUUGUUCCACCAGAUCGACGUCCAUCUGCACCGGACUACGGAUUCCAGUGCCCACAGCCAUACUCGCGGCCAUCUAUGCCCAUGCCACCUGCCCCCCUGUCUCACUCCCAAACACCUUCUUACCAAUCGCAUCUAUCAUUCGGCUCAACACCAUCACAUUAUCCAGCUCCUCACAUGCCCCCUACACCUCCUCCAAUCGCCCCUCAAGGCAUCUACUCUCCACAGAACGGCUACGCUCAAAUACGACACCCAUCCAAUGCUUCGGAGUACGAGGGGACGCCCUUUGCGUAUCCUAUGGCGCCCCAAAUCGCGCCCGAGCGUGGUGGCUAUCCCGAUCGCAAUACCUACCCCAAGUUGAUGAGCUCUUAUCGCAUGGACCCUCCGAAAGCCCAACCCUAUAUGGAGCCUCGUGUGGCUGAACCUCCGCGCUUGGAGACUCAUCAAAAUCUCUAUGGGCCCAUGCCUCAAAUCCCGGUAUCGCAGCCUCAGCCCUCAAGCAUGGCCCAGCCCUCGACUAUGCCUCAGUCUGUGGCACCAAUCAAGCCUAUUGCAAGCGAUUAUACCAGCCAGAUUGUUCCUUCUGUGGAAUGCUUAUCGCCGGGUCCCAGUGGAUACGACAAUGUUGCAGGAAAACGUAUGUUGUAUCACACCGGGCCAACAUAUGGCAAGCGGUCUCAUGAAGAUACUUUCGGGCUUGACGAGCGCUCAAUGCAGAACGGUAUGCGACCUGACACCGAGACUUACCCGCCAGCCUAUCGCGACUUUGCAGGGGAAAGCCGGGCUGCAUUAAUGGCUGAAUUGGGCAUCGAAAUGGCCUACAAGCGUGCCAACGGCAAGACGGUCAUGAAGGCUGCCCCCUCAACUUGA
Messenger RNA from Penicillium olsonii, 1788 nucleotides. The record is from the annotation of a GenBank genome assembly. Lineage: Eukaryota; Fungi; Ascomycota; Eurotiomycetes; Eurotiales; Aspergillaceae.